AUGGUAGCAGAAAAUAUUAGAGUACAAUGCUCUAUCUGUAACAAGGGAAAUACGACAUAUCUUUGUCGUGGAUGUUCAAAAGAUUUUUGUUUUCAACAUUUAACAGAACAUCGGCAAAUUCUUGACAGACAGUUAGAUGAAAUUAUUAAUGAUCAUGAUCAAUUUCAACAAACAAUUAUUCAACGAAAACAUAAUCCAGACAAUUCUCCUCUAAUUCAACAAAUUAAUCAAUGGGAAAAAAAUUCAAUUGAGAAAAUUCAACAAACAGCACUACAAUGUCGAGAAAAAGUGAUAAAAUUAACACAAAAGUCGAUAAAUGAUAUUGAAAAAAAGUUUAUUGAAUUAUCUCAGAAAUUAAAAGAAAUUCGUGAGGAGAAUGAAUUUAAUGAAAUUGAUUUAUAUCAUUUUCAACUAAAACUAACACAGAUUACAGAAGAAUUUCUUCAACCAUCAAAUAUUUCUAUUCGACAAGAUUCAAAAGAAUUUAUCAACAAAAUUUCAGUCACUUCACCAUUGGAACAAAUUCAAACAAAAAAGAAUAAAUUUCAACAAUUUGCAAUUACUGUUGCUGGAGGAAAUAGUGGAGGAUAUGGAUUAAAUCAACUUUCUAGUCCUUGGGGGAUUUCUAUUGAUAAUGAUAAAUCAAUUUAUAUUGCUGAUUCGUGGAAUCAUCGCAUUAUUAAAUGGAAAUUGUAUUCAAAGAUUGGUCAAAUUGUCGCAGGUGGAGAUAGACAACGAUAUCAAUAUAAUCAAUUGAAUGAUCCAACAAACAUAAUUUUUGAUAAAAAAAAUAAUUCUUUUAUUAUUUCUGAUACUGGGAACAAACAAGUAAUUCGAUAUUUCGAGCAAAAUCGAACAAAUCAACAAAUUAUCAUUUCAAAUAUUAAAUGUAUGGGUCUGGCAAUCGAUAAAAAUGGAUUUAUUUAUGCUUCUGAUUGUGAGAACAGUGAAGUAAGACGAUGGAAACAAGGGGAUAAAAAAGGUGAAUUAGUUGCAGGUGGAAAUGGUAGAGGAUAUCAUCUUAAUCAACUCAAUUAUCCUACUUUUAUCUUUGUCGAUGAAGAUUAUUCUCUUUACAUAUCAGAUAAAGACAAUUAUCGUGUAAUGAAAUGGAGAAAAAAUGCAAAAGAAGGAAUUAUUGUUGCUGGUGGAAAUGGUGAAGGAAAUAGUCUCAAACAGUUGUAUUAUCCUGGAGGAGUGAUUGUUGAUCAUUUGGGUCAAAUCUAUGUGGCAGAUUCUCGGAAUAAUCGAGUAAUGCGUUGGCGUGAAGGAGAUGCAGAAGGUGAAAUUGUUGUUGGUGGAAAUGCAAGAAGAUAUGGAUUAAAUCAAUUGGAUCGUCCCGCAGGUUUAUCAUUUGAUAAUGAAGGCAAUCUUUAUGUUGUUGAUCAUGACAAUCAUCGAAUCCAGAAAUAUGAAAAAAUUUGA
Messenger RNA from Adineta steineri, 1425 nucleotides. NCBI's taxonomy places the organism in Eukaryota, Metazoa, Rotifera, Eurotatoria, Adinetida, Adinetidae. The record is from the annotation of a GenBank genome assembly.